AUGACUUGUGGCAUGCUGGUGUACGGCAUGCAAUGUGGCACAACUUGUGACAUGCUGGUGUACGGCAUGCUCUGUGGCACAACUUGUGACAAGCUGGUGUACGGCGUGCAAUGUGGCACGACUUGUGACAUGCUGGUGUACGGCAUGCAAUGUGACACGACUUGUGACAUGCUGGUGUACGGCAUGCAAUGUGUCACGACUUGUGACAUGCUGGUGUACGGCAUGCAAUGUGGCACAACUUGUGACAUGCUGGUGUACGGCGUGCAAUGUGGCACGACUUGUGACAUGCUGGUGUACGGCAAGCAAUGUGACACGACUUGUGACAUGCUGGUGUACGGCAUGCAAUGUGACACGACUUGUGACAUGCUGGUGUACGGCAUGCAAUGUGACACGACUUGUGACAUGCUGGUGUACGGCAUGCAAUGUGACACGACUUGUGACAUGCUGGUGUACGGCAAGCAAUGUGACACGACUUGUGACAUGCUGGUGUACGGCAUGCAAUGUGACACGACUUGUGACAUGCUGGUGUACGGCGUGCAAUGUGGCACGACUUGUGACAUGCUGGUGUACGGCAAACAAUGUGUCACGACUUGUGACAUGCUGGUGUACGGCAUGCAAUGUGACACGACUUGUGACAUGCUAGUGUACGGCAUGCAAUGUGACACGACUUGUGACAAGCUGGUGUUAUGCAGUGCUGGUGGCAUACUGGGGUAUGGUGCAAUGUGUGACACAACUUGUGACAUGCUGGUGUACGGCGCAAUGUGA
Gigantopelta aegis is the source of this 765-nucleotide messenger RNA. RefSeq names its product multiple epidermal growth factor-like domains protein 10. The record is from RefSeq and is a predicted model, not a curated record. NCBI's taxonomy places the organism in Eukaryota, Metazoa, Mollusca, Gastropoda, Neomphalida, Peltospiridae. Gene Ontology annotation, molecular function: scavenger receptor activity. The transcript has a single exon. The coding region runs from base 1 to 765 and encodes 254 amino acids.